AUGGUAGCACUUGCGGAAGAAAACGGCAUUGUUGUUCUAAAGUGGAAGGACACCCGAGAUGUCAGGAUGCUUUCGCCAAAACAUGCUCCUGUUAUGGCUGCCGUAUAUGACCAAUCGAUUACUGACUUAAAUAUUCCAUCCACCAGUAGAAGCAGGAGAAUAAACCGACGCGAGGGAAAUCGUGAAAAACCUCUUGCUAUUAUUGAAUAUAACAAAGGCAAGUCGGACAUUGAUCUAUCGGAUCAAAUGGGUUCAUAUGAUACAACACUCAGAAGAGGUCUAAAGUGGUGUAGGAAAGUUGCCGUUGAAUUUUUGCUGGGAAUGGCAGUUGUAAAUGCUAAUUUAGUUUAA
This is a messenger RNA of Eupeodes corollae, 351 nucleotides long. RefSeq lists its product as uncharacterized. NCBI's taxonomy places the organism in Eukaryota, Metazoa, Arthropoda, Insecta, Diptera, Syrphidae. The transcript has a single exon. The coding region runs from base 1 to 351 and encodes 116 amino acids. The record is from RefSeq and is a predicted model, not a curated record.